Molecule: messenger RNA, 2141 nt
Organism: Photinus pyralis (common eastern firefly)
Lineage: Eukaryota; Metazoa; Arthropoda; Insecta; Coleoptera; Lampyridae
Exons: 2
Coding region: 329-1141 (270 amino acids)
Source: RefSeq, a predicted model, not a curated record
GCCCCAUACCUCAGUUUUCCCCAAGCAACGCGAGCAAGUAGACCUAGUGCAAACCUCACCAUAGCGUAGUUCUUUGUUAAUGCGCAACUUGUGUUAUUGCAACAUUUGAACAUUUUUAAAUUUAAACUUAGUGCAACUUUUCUCUUAUCACUCUCAGCCUCGAACUUAUCGAAAUAUGCCAAACGUGUUUGACGAAAAUUCAAACACUUGCUGCAGUGCGUUUAGUUUACAAACAUGAAUUAAAGCUCUACACCGCAAUGAAGUUUGAGAACUGUUUAUUCCCCCAUCUGUAAUUCAACCCCGCGUAUAGAAGUCAACAAGUCACAAGAUGCAUGGAGCGGCCGGGCUUCAUUCUGCGAUGGCCAUCAAGAGGCAGCGUCGCCUGCGCGCGCAACAGGCAAAGGAGCAGGCGGCGAAACGGCGCGGACUCGAACGCGACCGCCGGUUGUCUUCGUCGACUAACAGCGUGGACAGCUGCGAGCACCAUCCGGUUCAUCGAACCCAACAACCUCCGGACCACCGCCUGGCCACCUCCAUCGGCAUGCUGCACUUGGGGGUGUGCUUCCUUGUGCUGGGAGUGUUCUUGAUAGGAUCCGGACUGCUACCGGACGACGUGGUCACCUGGCGAAGUGGAGGAUGGUGGAACGAGUUACUCGCAACUGGGCUCUUCGUCGCCGCUCUUGGAGUGUUUCUAAUCUCGCUCAAUCGCGUCAUGAGCAAAAAAGAGGAGGACGAUCUAAACGAGUACGUCCAAAGACAACUGACCCGCUCACGCAGCGGGCAUCGCCUGGAACGGGAUGUCGAAACCGGCUGCUUGACCACAAAGCACCACCGCCGCUCCAUGGAGAAACGUCGCGAGGACAAAGAGCGCGGGUUGGCCGAUGACGAUCUCCCUAAGCUGCACUCACCAAGCGUCAAAAACACAGAGAGCCAGUUCAUUUACCAAAACGGGGACGCUCACCUGGAACGCAUCUUGGAAGAGGAAGGUCUCGACCGUUCCGACAUUGAAAGCAGACGCGCCGACGCAUUUAACCGCGAAACAAUCUCCAAUACCACAACUGCCAGUCUAAGUCCCGGCACUCCAUCGGAAACGCGGGAAUUGAUCUCAAAUGGCAAACACUUGUCGCAUUCCAACAUAUAGGUUUUAGUCUCUUUAUAAAUUUGUACAUUAUGUAAUAAGGGAACACUACUAUUUCGGACUCUCUAAUUCUGUGCACAUUGCAUGUACGUACAACGCUCCCUCAACAUGUACAUUUAGAGGAACAGAUCUCAUCCCAAAUCCAUAUCAUCAGAUUUGUACGUACAAUAUAUCUGCCUUAUACGCAUAGAGCAUCAAAAUUGACGUAGUCUUUCGCUUCAAAUAAAUUCAGAGUCAAUUUUAAGUGCUGUAUAUUCUUCUAAACUAUACUGGUAAGGGUAGUGUUCUUCAGGUGUACUCAUCUCAAAAUAUAUGUCGUUCGCAGGUUAUGGGCACCGGUACCGUUUAAGCUACGCACUGUGAUUGUUAAAAAAACCAUUUACUUAAGUUAGUGUAUUUAAAUUUAAGAUGUAGUCUCCAACGGCAUGGCAUUACUGCGGUUGUACAUACGGUUGUGGCAAACCUCUUCGCAAAAUUGUGGUGCCAAAGGUUACGCUUUAGAAUUAACGACGCACAGUUAAGAUGCUCACCGGUCUCUCUAAAUGCAUGCUUCAUAAUCAAAUUAUGGUAGAAAUUUUCAAAAUCUUUAGCGUGAUAAAUGCCAUUUUCGGGAGUGUGAUUCUUACUAAGGCUGAUUUUUGAUCUCAACUACUUCAAAAAACCAAUCAAUGUUGUAUCUACGUUUUUUUUUAAUUUACAUGUGCCCUUUUCAAUUAGAAUUAAGGACGAUAUUCGUUACAAUGUUUCCAAGCCUUACAAACCGCCCUGUAGCUAUAAUACAAUCUACUUUCCAUACUUUCGUUGUAUUCAAUUUUGAUGGUGCGAAUUUAAUUGUUCUGUAAGUGUCAUUAGCUUGGUGUCUAUGGGAAACUGAAGUAAACGGAUUAUACAGUCUCGCAUGUGAACAGUAGCUUGUUUAGCGUUUUGCAUGUUUUCUUACUUUUGUACAUACAUUGUACUGCUAUAUAAAAUCUUAUUAUAAUAAAUAUAUUCACGAUUUUUC